AUGUUGGAGAGAAAUUACAGCAGAGUGACUGAAUUCAAACUGAUCGGAUUCCCUGGACUUCAUCCAGAGUACUAUGGUCUGGUUUCAGCGGUUUUAUUCUUUGUGUAUUUGAUGACUGUGAUGGAAAAUGUAGUUGUUUUAGUCCUAUUUGCAACUAACCGAAGCCUCCAUAAGCCAGUGUAUUAUAUAUUUUUAAAUGUAUCAGUUUGUGACCUUCUCUUCAGCACAACAACUUUACCUAAAAUCAUCACCAGAUACUGGUUUAAAUCAGGAACUAUUUCAUUCACUGGUUGUUUUGUCCAAAUGUUUUUUGUUCACUAUCUUGGCUCAGUAAACUCUUUUAUAUUUUUUCUCAUGGCAUUUGACAGGUAUUGUGCUGUCUGCCAUCCUCUCAAAUACACAAGUAUUCUUAAAAAUGUCAAUGUCCACAUUCUCAGUUUGACUGCAUGGAUAAUUGCCACUGUAUCUCCUAUAUUUUUAGUUAUUAGAGCAUACCCUCUUCCUUAUUGUGGCUCAAAUGUGAUCAAUCAGUGUUUUUGUGAUCAUAUUGUUAUAACAGUUCUGGCCUGCACUGACAGAACCCCAUAUGCUGUACCAGCUUUAAUCAGUGCAAUGAUUAUUCUCCUUGUACCUCUAGCAUUCAUAGUUUUCUCUUAUUGCUCCAUACUUAUUGAGGUUAGCAAAGUAGCAGGUAUCAAAAAUUGUCUAAAAUCAUUGUCAACAUGUAGUACUCAGCUGAUAAUAAUCUCACUAUAUUAUUUACCCAGAUGUUUUGUAUAUUUAGCCAGUAAUGCUGGGAUUAGUUUUAGUACUGAUGUGCGAAUUGUAAUUAUAAUGCUUUAUAGCCUUGGUCCUCCGAUGGUUAAUCCACUAAUUUACUGUCUGAGAGCUAAAGACAUAAGAAAUUGUUUAUGGAAGCAGUUUUACAAACUUGUGCCCCCAAAUGCAAAAGUUUCGGCACCGAGAACCUGUUAA
Nematolebias whitei (Rio pearlfish) is the source of this 975-nucleotide messenger RNA. Its product is annotated as olfactory receptor 2AT4-like. Gene Ontology annotation, biological process: G protein-coupled receptor signaling pathway. Gene Ontology annotation, molecular function: olfactory receptor activity; G protein-coupled receptor activity. Lineage: Eukaryota; Metazoa; Chordata; Actinopteri; Cyprinodontiformes; Rivulidae. Bases 1 to 975 code for a protein of 324 amino acids. Gene Ontology annotation, cellular component: membrane. The transcript has a single exon. The record is from RefSeq and is a predicted model, not a curated record.